Messenger RNA from Mesorhabditis belari, 1509 nucleotides. The record is from the annotation of a GenBank genome assembly. NCBI's taxonomy places the organism in Eukaryota, Metazoa, Nematoda, Chromadorea, Rhabditida, Rhabditidae.
AUGCGAAAUACACGGUCAUCCCACGAGACGCAGACACUUUUGGGAUCUGUUGCCUGGCGCCGUGAAUUGAUCGAGAGCAGGCAGCAACGAGCACUCCGACUACAACUCUCACAUUCAACAACCAACCAGCGGUCUUCCUACAACUACCGUACGAUUCAGAGUACUGUAAUCGAUACCGGAACACUGGAAACGAUGGACCUUGUCGAUCCUUUGGCUGAGCCGUGUGCGGUGUGUGGAGACAAAUCGACCGGGACACAUUAUGGAGUGGUGUCGUGUAAUGGAUGCAAGGGUUUCUUCCGUCGAACGAUCCUCCGCAAUCAAAAAUUCACCUGUCGUUUCAAUAAGAAAUGCGUGAUCGACAAGAAUUUUCGAUGCGCUUGCCGGUACUGCCGAUUCCAGAAAUGCGUUCAAGUCGGCAUGAAGAGAGAGGCGAUUCAAUUCGAGCGCGACUCGAUCGGCUCCCCGAAGAAACCCCGUCCAAACACUCCGCCAUCAAAUCACUCGAUUCCAAUUCCCGAUGUGAAUCGACAGGCUGCAAAAGACGUGAUCGAUCAGCUGAUGGAUAUGGAACAAAGAGUGAAUAUGGAAAUGUGCUCUCGCUACAGAAAUUCGAUGAUCGGACAAGGGGAGAUUCAGGAGAUCGCCGAGGGCUCAGCUUUCUCACAACCGCAACGCCCGUGCACAAUCGAUGAAUUGAAUGAAAUCAGUCGGACAACACUUUUGUUGAUGGUAGAAUGGGCGAAGAAUCUGGCUCCAUUCCCGGAUCUCUCAAUGGAUGACAAGAUCAUUUUGUUGAAGAACUACGCCCCACAACAUCUCAUUUUGAUGCCAGCUUUCAGGAGUCCGGAUACAACGCGUGUCUGCCUUUUCAACAACACUUAUAUGAGUCGAGAACAAGGCGCUGGACAGAGCGGCGAAUUGGGAGGGUUUGCCGCCUUCAAAACGAGCAAUAUCACGCCAAGGGUACUCGAUGAGAUCGUUUGGCCGAUGCGUCAACUGAACAUGAAGGAACCAGAGUUUGUCUGCCUGAAAGCGCUCGCUUUUCUCCAUCCUGAGGCAAAGGGACUCUCCGCACAAACACAGACGAUGAUUCGUGACGCGCGGAAUCGUGUCCUCAAAGCUCUCUAUUCGUUCAUUUUGGACAAUUUUCCCGAAGAAGCGCCGACGAGAUAUGGCAACAUUCUCCUACUUGCCCCUGCACUCAAAGCCCUCACUCAACUCCUCAUCGAAAAUAUGACACUCACGAAAUUCUUCGGAUUAGCUGAGGUGGACUCCUUGCUAUCCGAGUUCAUUCUGGAUGACAUCAAUGAUCACUCGAGUACCCCAGUCAAUCUACAAGCGACACUACAGGGUCUCCUCCCCACUUCCUCAUCUUCUGUUUUGGGUCUUUCAACCACAUCCACCAUGUCCACAUCAACCAUUUCCACGCCACUUUCCCUCCCAUCAUCCCUCAAUGAGCACACAGCUGGAUUGAAUGCCCUCGUGCAACAACAAUUGGCAAAUAAUCAU